Ananas comosus (pineapple) is the source of this 3173-nucleotide messenger RNA. Its product is annotated as protein GAMETE EXPRESSED 3. Gene Ontology annotation, cellular component: plasma membrane. Bases 28 to 2685 code for a protein of 885 amino acids. NCBI's taxonomy places the organism in Eukaryota, Viridiplantae, Streptophyta, Magnoliopsida, Poales, Bromeliaceae. The transcript is spliced from 14 exons. Gene Ontology annotation, biological process: embryo development ending in seed dormancy; pollen tube guidance. The record is from RefSeq and is a predicted model, not a curated record. Gene Ontology annotation, molecular function: protein binding.
CUUUCUCUCUCUACUCUCCUCGAUCGAAUGCUCGCGAAGAAGAUGGUCUCCGCCAACGCAGUUCGCUACGUCGUCGGCAUCAUCGGCAACGUGAUCUCCUUCGGAUUGUUCCUCGCCCCCGUGCCUACGUUCGCGAAGAUAUGGAAGAGGAGAGCGGUGGAGGAGUUCGCGCCCAUCCCCUACCUAGUGGCGCUCCUCAAUUGCAUGCUCUGGGUGUUCUACGGCAUCCCCGUCGUGCACCCCCACAGCAUCCUAGUCACCAUUAAUGGCGUCGGCUUCAUUCUCGAGUCCCUCUACCUCCUCACCUUCUCCGCCUUCUCCCCCAAUCGCCUGCGCUUGAAGGUGCUGAGGAUACUCUCUGUGGAGCUAUUGUUCAUGGGAGGGGUGAUUCUGGGUGCGCAUACCCACGAGAAGAGGUCGCUUAUCGUGGGGGUGCUCUGCAUCAUCUUUGGCACGUGCAUGUACGCCUCCCCCUUGUUCAUCAUGAAACUCGUAUCCCAUACCAAGAGUGUGAAGUUCUCCUUAGUUGACUUCCUCAACGGCAUUUGCUGGACGAUCUAUGCCUUCUUCCGCUCUCUCUCUCUUUCUCUAUACACCACGAGGAGGACUCGAUGCUUGCUUUUGCUUUUUGUAGCAGCAGUUUCCCACUCACUGGAACUUAAGAAGCUACUGAGAAGCACUGAUUCAUCAAUUGAGACGAGUUUUGCAAACACACGUGCUCUUUGGAACCCUCUGAUUGGGCAUGAUGGGAGGUUCAUUGCUUGUUCUGGAAAGAAUCUUUUUGCGUUCGACAGGAACGGGUCGGUUGCAUGGAUUGUUCCUCUCUAUUAUGUGUGCCGAAAAGAUAUAAGCCCGGUACGCGACGAAAGAGGAAACGUAUAUUUGAUAGCUGGAGAAAGGGUUCUGAGAAUAACUCCAUCCAAAAUUGGCACCGCCGAGCCUCCGUUGGAAAUAUUUUACAGCCAUAAUUCAACUAGGUUGGUUUCAGAGGAAAUUAUCGGUCUCGCAAUUAGUGCCAGUUAUGCAUCUUUAUUCAUAACUAUUAGAAAUCGUGGGCUUUUUGCGUUCUUGCUGCGCGGUGAGCUUCUAUGGAGUGCCGGGCCAAUGCUUCAUCGGUUCGGCUAUCGCCAGGGCUGCAAGAAAAACACAUCGGAUUGUUAUUUUAAUUCGGGCCCUGUUGUCGAUCGAUGUGAGGGAACUCUUUAUAUAUCGAACACUAAAGGGCAGCUCUAUUCCUUGUAUAUCCGCAGCCCCCAAUUCAGAUGGAUCCAAGACUUGAGUUCAUUUGAUACUUUGAUGACGAUUACGGCUGGAAAUAACGGCCGUUUGUAUGUCAUUUUCCCCAGAAAAGCUAUGUUGAUGGCGCUUGAUGUUUCCACGGGAAGCAUUUUGUGGCAGCAUCCUGUUGGCCCUUUAAGUGGAGAAAAAAGUUUUCCAAUUGUCGAUUCCAAUGGUUGGAUAUCCAUUGGCUCAUUGGAUGGGAACCUAUACUCAAUCUCGCCAAAUGGUGAUACGAAGAAGUUCCUCGAAGCAACUUCCACUGAUUCGGUAAUUCACGCAAGUCCAGUCGUUGACUGCUCAGGAUUUUCAGUAUACGUCUCUCAGACCGUGAUGGAGGCAAAGUCGAGCCGCACUGUUGAUAAUUAUACUUACAUAUCUGCAAUGAAGCCAUUAAGUGUUUUAUUUACGCUGUUAGCUCCAGCUACCGGAACCAUCUAUUGGACCGGACAGUAUCCUGGUGAAAUGUCAUCCUUGUUGUCAAGGAGCGACCUUCGCUACUUUGUGCUCGACGAAAGAAUCUUUCUUACUGUUCUAUCAGCAGCAAGGAAAGGCAACAAUCUACCAUGCUACACUACAAGACAAAGAAUUGCUUGGACCUGCUCACAAGCGAAACCCAAAAUUGCAACCACCGACAUCGGUGACGACAAAGCAAUAUUGCUAUUCUUGUUCUUCCAACUUGUGAUCGUAAUCAUAUUAGCCGUAAUUGUUCGUUUCUGCUGCAUCUUCUGGCGAAAGAAGAAGCUGCAAGGUGCUGGCCUUCAGAGGUUCCUAGAGAAGAGAAGAUCUCUCCAUAUUAGGCGGAAAACAUUAAACAAGAUCAUCUCGGAGCUAGAACAAAAGGCGGCGGAAGACGCCACAGCGCCCAACGAAGCCUUAGAGCAGUUGGGAGAAAUCGUGAAAGCAAAGGAAGGCGUGGAGAGAAAACUGUCAACUUCCUACAGCCUCGGCAGGGACAGAAUAGGCGCGAAGCAAAGGCCUACUAUACUGCCAUUGUACAACGGCAAGGCGAAGAGCCACUCAUUCCACAGCACGAGGACAGAGAGCGUGACGAUCUUUAACACACUGAGCAAUACCUCGACGUCAGAAGAGGGAGAAAGCAGCAGCAGCAGCAGCAGCAGCAGCAGUUACAAAAGCGAGGGCGGGAAUAGUGAUAGCAGCGAGAGAGACGAGAAUUUGCGAAGAGACGCAGAGACGGAAUCGAAUGUGAAGGGUAAAGUUGCGGAGGCCGUGCCGUCGAGAAGAUCUACCGAGAUUGAGGAAGAAUUGGCGAUCGAUCCGAUGUAUGUCGAGAAGAAGAUUGAGAGCAGUGCUCAUUUGGAACAUGAGGAGCAAUUGAAGCAUGGCUUUGGCGGUGAUAGAAGGAUGUGGUUGAAGAGGAGGAGAACUAUGUCAUCAACUAACUGAAGUGAGAAUUAAUAACUUCCACGGACAUGUGCAGUAACAUAUUCCAGGUUGUAAUGGAUGAUCAUGUUGUAUAUUUAUUCUGUAUGUUAUUGGAUUUUCAUGAAGUAGUUCAUUUGAGCAUGUGACUACAUGAAGAGAAAAGUACAAACGGCUCAAAUUCGAGUUGUUGGACCUGGAAAAUAAACAAGCCGGGCUCGGGCUAGCUCUUCAAAGUCCGGUCCGGCCCGGAUAUAAUAAUGUAUAUUACAUAGUUAUGUAUAUAUAACUAUAUUGCGUCUGUUCGUCCCCGUUUGCAUUUGCGGCACUCAAUCACGUAGAAUGGUUUAUUUGGGAAAGCUUUCCGAGCAUUCUCAAAAAGCCGUGCCAAACAGGACCAUUGUCCAGUAAGUGUACAGUGUACUUUUUUUACUCUUGCACACGAGUAAUGUGGCUUAUAUUUUUGUACAAGUGUAAAACUCAUGUAUUGAAACAAGAAUAAUUUUUUUUUA